AAGGACAGGAUCAUUCUACAACAGGAUUUGAAACUGAUCAACUCUCCAGCCCAGCCAUCCAGAGCAGUCGGCUAAGUCUCUGUGGCUGUCAGCUUAACUCUGCCACUGGUUCCUGUGGGGUAGGGGAGUUAAAUAGGACACAGACUGAGAGAGGAGCAAGCCUGUUUGCUGGGAGUCGAGGAGGCAGAGAAAGACAGAGGGAAGAAGGGUGAAUUGGCUACAACCCAGGUGCGGAAGCAGAGUCUUGCCAGAUUAGUCAGACUGUUCUGCUUGCAACAACGUGCGCCAGCCUGGCUGGCAGGCACAAGACACCGUGGGAAAAUCAGUGACCACCAUGUUGUCUCUGAGUGGAGGCUACUGGUGGAGAAAUACACUUUCUGCAAGAUGGAGAGAAGCUAGCUUGCUUGCCUGUUGGCUUUCAUUUUGUGCAGCAGAAUCUCUCACUGUUUGUCCCUCCUCCUGCAAGUGCAACAGUGGUACUCUAGAGGUGGACUGUAGUGGUUUGGGCCUUUCAUCUAUCCCUGUGGACAUUCCUACAAACACCAGGACUUUUCUUUUCCUCAACAACCAAUUAAGCACCUUGCCAGGACAAGCUUUUUCCAACCUUUCUGCUCUCCGGAGACUGGAUCUUUCAAACAACUUCUUAGAUCAGCUUCCUGAGAAUGCUUUCAGAGACUUAGCAAACCUCACUGAGCUACAGUUGAGGAACAAUAGCAUCAGGAGCUUGGACAAAGACCUUCUCCAAAACACUGCUCUUCUGCGUCAACUGGACUUAUCAAUCAAUGGCAUUGCUCAAAUCCCUUCUGGCAUCUUUGAUGAUCUGUCCUCUCUCCGCUGGCUCUCCCUCAGGUCAAACCGCCUGCAAAAUUUGGACAGGGUGACCUUCGAGCCAUUAGUUAGCUUGCAGCAGUUGCAAGUGGGCGACAACCCCUGGGAAUGUGACUGCAACCUGAGAGAUUUCAAAUACUGGAUGGAAUGGUUCUCCUAUCGAGGAGGAAAGAUAGACCAGCUGGCAUGUACCCUGCCUAAGGAGCUGCGGGGGAAGGAUAUGCGCAUGGUGCCCAUGGAGAUGUUUAACUACUGUUCCCAGCUGGAGGAUGAGAACAGCUCUACAGUCCUGGACAAUGUUGGCCCUCCUUGCACUAAGGGAAGCACAACUGCUGCCAAGGCAAAAACCAGCCUGGAAGCAGAAGAGGAGCCCAGCGUGGGUUGCCCCCAGAAACAAAGAUACAGGCCUGUCAGCGUGCGCAGGGCCAUUGGCACAGUCAUCAUAGCUGGGGUGGUUUGUGGCAUUGUGUGCAUCAUGAUGGUAGUGGCAGCAGCGUAUGGAUGUAUCUAUGCAUCGCUCAUGGCUAAGUACCACCGGGAACUGAAGAAGAGGCAGCCAUUGAUGGGGGACACGGAAGGUGAGCAUGAGGAGCAAAAGCAGAUCUCUUCAGUGGCGUGAAUCCCUUCUUGGAAACCGGAGACAGAAGGAAACAGGACACAGGGGAGUCU
This is a messenger RNA of Euleptes europaea (tarantolino), 1497 nucleotides long. RefSeq names its product leucine rich repeats and transmembrane domains 2 (gene LRTM2). The transcript is spliced from 4 exons. NCBI's taxonomy places the organism in Eukaryota, Metazoa, Chordata, Lepidosauria, Squamata, Sphaerodactylidae. Gene Ontology annotation, cellular component: plasma membrane. The coding region runs from base 335 to 1447 and encodes 370 amino acids. Gene Ontology annotation, molecular function: protein binding. The record is from RefSeq and is a predicted model, not a curated record.